This is a messenger RNA of Diceros bicornis minor, 3069 nucleotides long. RefSeq names its product carboxyl ester lipase (gene CEL). Lineage: Eukaryota; Metazoa; Chordata; Mammalia; Perissodactyla; Rhinocerotidae. Gene Ontology annotation, molecular function: sterol ester esterase activity; triacylglycerol lipase activity; signaling receptor activity. Gene Ontology annotation, cellular component: postsynaptic specialization membrane; cell surface; synapse. The transcript is spliced from 11 exons. Bases 1114 to 2913 code for a protein of 599 amino acids. The record is from RefSeq and is a predicted model, not a curated record. Gene Ontology annotation, biological process: chemical synaptic transmission; neuron cell-cell adhesion; modulation of chemical synaptic transmission.
UGCUGGCCUGGGAGUGCUCUGGCUGUCCCCUGGCUCCUGAUGCACCCCAUCACUGGACAUGACUGCAGUGGAGCCUGAGUGUCCUCUGUGAGAGGUGCCCUGGGAUGUGGCUGAACUCAAAGGCACAGUCUUUAGGCCUUGUCCACGGUGGUCUUUCACUUCUUAAUAACCCUCUCUGGUUGCCAAAGUAAUACACAUUCACAGAAACUAGGAGUGGCCUCUUUCGCUAUUAUCUCAUACGUCUGUGCUCAAUUUUCUCUCUCUCUCUCUGCCAGGUUAUGCCCCAGAGUCUUUGCCCAUUUCUGUGGCCAGAAAGCCCAGCCCUCCCUUUUCUUCAGGGAAGCCCUCAGGGCUGGGCUGGAGCCCCCUUCCCCACCUCCCUUGUGUCCACCCAAGCCUCUUGUCCUCCCAUCCCAGGACUCAUCGUGCUGAAUGGGAGGCUUCCCCCACACCCCAUGGGCAGGAUCACCUCGUGCUGCUCUGGGUCCCCACAGCCAACUCAAACUGCACACCCAGUGAGCCCUCGGUAACAAGAGUCAGCCACACUGGCUGCCCUGCAGCACACAGCCAUCUCUGUCCUGGAAGUCACGUGCCCAGUUCCCUGUAAACUUCCUCUGCUGAGCUUGGGGGGGCAGGCAGGGCAUGGAGACCCCGAAGCAUGCCCAUUUCUCUGAAGGUGGAACCAAGCCCUUGUAAAUAAGCUAGAACACAGGGCACUGUGCCCUGAGCCAAGCCCCAGCCCCUGCAGCGCCCCCCUUGCCACCUGCCUCUGCUCCCAGGCAGGCAGUAACCUGCACAGGUGCACUGUGGGCACCAGGGCGCCUGGGAGCAGCUGGCCCUGGGAAGGAUGAACGGUCCCUGCACCUGUGCAUGUACAUGCGUGCACACCUGCGUGUGACCUUGGCCCAGCCUCAACUCGGCUGUAAACAGCAGAUGUCUCCUGGCCUCAGGUCCACUGCCUGGCAUGUGGCCAGCCUGCAGGAUGGGGGCAGAGGUAAGAGGUGGGGAAAGGGACCCUCUUCAGGCAGCUGCUAACUCAGGCUCCUGGCUGGCGCCAGCCCCAUAAAUACCCCCGGGCCUGGAGGGAGGGCCCCACAGAGGCAGGCACACACCAUGGGGCGCCUGGAGCUGGCUGUCUUGGGCCUCACUUGCUGCUUGGCGGUAGCGAGUGCUGCAGAGCUGGGCGUGGUGUACACGGAAGGAGGCUUCGUGGAAGGCGUCAACAAGAAGCUUGGCCUCUUUGGUGACUAUGUUGACAUCUUCAAGGGCAUCCCCUUUGCCGCCCCCACCAAGACCCUGGAGAACCCCCAGGAACACCCUGGCUGGAAAGGGACACUGAAGGCCACCGACUUCAAGAAGCGAUGCCUGCAGGCCACCAUCACGCAGGACAACACCUACGGGGAUGAGGACUGCCUGUACCUCAACAUCUGGGUCCCCCAGGGCAAGAAGGAAGUCUCCCAGGACCUGCCUGUCAUGAUCUGGAUCUACGGAGGCGCCUUCCUCAUGGGGGCCGGCCAGGGGGCCAACUUUCUCAGCAACUACCUGUACGAUGGGGAGGAGAUUGCCACGCGGGGCAAUGUCAUCGUGGUCACCUUCAACUACCGCGUUGGCCCCCUGGGCUUCCUCAGCACUGGGGACCCCAACCUGCCAGGUAACUAUGGUCUUCGGGAUCAGCACAUGGCCAUUGCGUGGGUGAAGAGGAACAUCGCAGCCUUCGGGGGAGACCCCAACAACAUCACCAUCUUUGGGGAAUCAGCCGGAGGUGCCAGCGUCUCUCUGCAGACGCUCUCUCCCUACAACAAGGGCCUCAUCCGCCGAGCCAUCAGCCAGAGCGGCGUGGCACUGAGCCCCUGGGCUGUCCAGAAGAACCCCCUCUUCUGGGCCAAGAGUAUCGCCGAGAAGGUGGGCUGCCCCGUGGACGAUACCUCCAGGAUGGCCAGGUGUCUGAAGAUCACCGACCCCCAUGCCCUGACGCUGGCCUAUAAGAUGCCCCUGACAGGCACAGAGUACCCUGCGUUGCACUACCUGGGCUUCCUCCCUGUCGUCGAUGGAGACUUCAUCCCCGAUGACCCUGUGAACCUGUACGCCAACGCUGCCGACAUUGACUACCUCGCAGGCACCAAUGACAUGGACGGCCACAUGUUCGCCAGCCUCGACCUGCCAGCCAUCAACAAGAACAAGGAGGUCAUCACAGAGGAGGACUUCUACAAGCUGGUCAGUGGGCUCACCAUGACCAAGGGGCUCAGAGGUGCCAAUGCCACCUUUGACGUGUACACCAAGCCCUGGGCCCUCGACGCGUCCCAGGAGACCAAGAAGAAGACCGUGGUGGACUUUGAGACCGACAUCCUCUUCCUGGUGCCCACAGAGAUGGCCCUGGCCCAGCACAGAGCCAACGCUGAGAGUGCCAAGACCUACGCCUACCUGUUCUCCCUGCCGUCUCGGAUGCCCAUCUACCCUAGCUGGGUGGGGGCCGACCAUGCAGAUGACAUCCAGUACGUGUUCGGGAAGCCCUUCGCCACCCCUCUGGGCUACCAGUCCCAACACAGGACGGUCUCCAAGGCCAUGAUCGCCUAUUGGACCAACUUUGCCAGAACUGGGGACCCCAACACGGGCCACUCAGCCGUGCCCACGCACUGGGAUCCCUACACCCUGGAAAGCGGCAACUACCUGGAGAUCAACAAGGAGAUGGAUGGCAGCUCCAUGAAGGAGAACCUGAGGACCGACUACCUGCGCUACUGGUCCCUGACCUACGAGGCGCUGCCGGCGGUGGCCAGCGAGGGGACUGUCCCUGCGCCUCCGACGGGUGACUCUGAGACCACCCCCGUGACCCCCAUGGGUGACUCUGAGGCCACCCCUGCGCCCCCCAUGGGUGACUCUGAGGCGGCUCAGAUGCCCGUAGUCAUUGGUUUCUAAUGUCCAUGGCCCCAAGAGGCCACACGGUGGGACCCAAGGGCACACCCCUCCGCUCUCGAGCUCUUCCUGAAUAAAGCCUCAUCUCUCAUUGGCUGGCAUCUUUCUUUGCUCCUGAGACCCAGGAAGGAGGGCCCUCAGUUGACAGCACCAGGCGCU